CAGGUGAGAAAGCAUUACGUUCAAAGCAUCCCUCAAGAAAUCUCCCUUGCUAAUGGCUGUAAUAACGUCCCAACGAUCGUGCAUGAAAUGAUGCAUGCAAUAGGUAAUUUUUCUCUCGCGUUUUUAUGCGAUGGACAAAAAGAUCAUGGGCUUCCCUUAUCGUAUGUUCUAGCUAGGUAUUCGAGGUUUACAUGCGGGACUACAAUGUGAUCUACAGUACAUGGUUUGUAGGGGUGAAGCCAGCUUUUCGACUAAUUUUAGGUUUGGUUGGCUUUCAUUUCCACCUAUCCUGAAAAUUGUACGCAUGGCUAGUACGCAGUGACCUCACCAACACUUUUAGCUCUUAAUAUAACUUUUUUUAGCUCACCCCAACAACGCAUAAUUUAUUACAAACAGUAGACUGGUCAAAUAAAAAAUUUGUAGUCCCAGGUCUCCAGGUCUAUGGGCUGGCCCUGAUUGAAGUUGCAGUACUUGAAGUAUCAAUGAUGUUUCGUUUCAACAGUUCUUUACUUUGCUCAAGAGAGAAUAAAAAACUUUAUAAUUAUCCUCUCUUGCUUUGCUUUAACGCACUCCGUUACAAAAACGUUCUUGUUAAGGUGGCUGAACAUAGUUUUGGUAGUUUGUGAGUAUAUGUCAUUUGUCAAAUCAUGGCAAGAGAAAGGUUGCAGCUCACAAGCCGAAACUUGGCAGGUGAAAAAUAUACUGAUGAAAGAUUUUGAUCGAGAGGUAAAAUGUGACGUUUUCGUUGUUUCCAUGGCAACAUGAACGAUUGAACACAACCUUAAAAUUUCACUUUUGCUCGGUCUCCAAAAAGAAUUUUUCGGCCCUUCGAGCCUCAGUUUGGUCUAAAAAUAAGGGGGGAGCCGGGUCCCCCCGGCCACUCCCAUGGAUCCGCCACUGGUAAUAUAGAUCCAGUUGUAUAUAGCAUCUUUCAUAUCUGCUUCAGGUUUCUUCCACGAGCAAUCAAGAAGCGAUCGAGAUAAAGAUGUCAAGAUCUAUUGGGAGAACAUUCUACCUAGUAAGAUAUUGCAUACAGUAGUAAAUCAUACUUACGUUGUGUUAACCGGCCAUCAGCAACAGACGGCAAACUAUUGUUACAAACUGAAAGCUAAAAAGGUCUAUUUAUUUUCGACGACACGACCUUUUACUCAAUUGUCAAUUGAAAAAAAAUGGUUUGUUUAACUAGUACUUUGAAAUCUACGUGAUAUCUUUAGAAGUGUUCAGAUAUCUAUUCUGACUUCACUAACACGAGAAAAGGAACAAUUCUCGUGCCAAAACCAUAAAAAAUCCGAAACUAUCCCUCGAAUGCCGCGCGCCCCUUAACCGUGCCGUCAGAAAUGCUAUUUAUUUCUGUCCAAUUCGUUCCCAUGUUUCUCAAACGUCAGAAAUUACAUUUUUUUUUUGGCAUCAUUCACCAUUCCUGGGGUCUCAGUUACUUUCCAAUUGUUAUAGAAUGCAUCAAAAAAGCGUUUUUGAAUUUGAGGAUGAUGGAGUAAUAUCAUGAAAUGCUCCUUCAUAGUUAAAUGUGUGCAAAUAUGUCUUUACAAGAAAUACGUUAAGCCAAGUGUGUUACCUACCUACCUACUCUACCUACCUCACCUACCUAAUUUUGUUUUAUUUCAGAAUCUAAAGACCAGUUUGACAAAUAUUCGUGGAGGACUACUGAUAAUUUGGGCGUGUCCUACGAUUAUCAAUCCGUCAUGCAUUAUGAUAGACUGGCAUUCACCAAAUACGGCAAACCCACCAUUGUAGCCAAUGGAAACGAGAACAUGGAAUUUGGAACUCCGAAACACCUUCUAAGUACAAGAGACGCAGUCGAAAUCAAUGCUUUAUACAAUUGCAGAAGUGAGUAA
This is a messenger RNA of Porites evermanni, 1853 nucleotides long. The record is from the annotation of a GenBank genome assembly. Lineage: Eukaryota; Metazoa; Cnidaria; Anthozoa; Scleractinia; Poritidae.